CUCAAUGGAGGAAAGAUGCUGCCUUCUUUCCAGGAGUCCGUGGACGGGGAUGAUAGGGAACUGGAGAGCAGCGAGGAGGGGGGUGGCCUUUCGGACGAGCGGAAACUGGAGCGCAGCAACAACAGCUACUACUGUCUGUACGGCUAUCAGAGCUGCAGAUUGCAGCAGGGAGUAGACAGUGAUGAUGGCAGUCCAUGUAGUGCAGCAGCGGAAACACCCUCUUCGGAUGAUUUCAGCCUCUCUUUGGUGGACACUAACUUACCAGCUGAAGCAGAGGCAGAAUUGCGCAGUUUUAUUGCCAGACAUCUUGCCAAGGGAGCCUUUUUUGAAGGGAUGGGCAACAUUGCAUCUGUAGAGCUGAGUAUACCAGAAAGCCAAGUUGGUUGUUAUUACUGCCUGCUCGAGCCAGAAAAACAUGCAGAAAUGGCAAGCUCAGAAUCAAGUAUCUGUUCCUUAGACUACGUUGUCUGCUUUUUGGGAGGCUCAGAGAAGGGGCUUGAACUAUUCAGACAUGAGCUGGACAGGUACACGCAAGACUUGAAGAUUAACCUUGAUGCGAAGCCAGAUGAUCUGGAGACGUGUGUUCAACCCCUUCUUAGACCUUGGUUUGAGGACUCUGUGUGCCCUAUUCAGAGGGUAGUACAGCUCUUUCAGGAGAAACUUGCCUUUGUGUUACAUGCUGCUCUGAGUUACACUUCAGUGGAAGUCAAAGAGUCAGACGAAAGGACAAAGAAGGACAUCAACAGUUUCCUUAGAGCUGCAAGCCUUCAAGGUCUUGUUCAGGAAGCCACAAUGACAUCGUUGUGCAUGGCAAUGAACGAGGAACAGUGCAAAUCCGUGGUCGUAGACUGUAGUGGGCCACAGCCUCAGUUCCACAAUGCAGGCAGUAACAAAUUUUGUGAAGAAUGGACACAAGUGUUUCUGAAUGGUUCUGAAGGGGGAAACCCAUUUCUCUUCCGGCAAAUAUUGGAGAACUUUAAAUUGAAGGCCAUACAAGACAUCAACAAUCUGAAGCGGUUCAUCCAGCAGGCAGAGAUGAACCAUUAUGCUUUGUUCAAGUGCUACUUGUUUCUGAAGAACUGUGGGAGUGGAGAUGUCCUCUUGAAGAUUGUAAAAGUGGAACACGCAGAAAUGCAAGAAGCCAAAAAUGUAAUCACUGUCCUUGAGGAGUUUAUGAGAGAGUCAGCUGUAGCCUAGUUCCACUUCCUUUAAUUUAGGGCUAUGUAUAUAUUACAGAAUUAAGGUGCACCUGGGUGUAAUGUGCAUGAAGGAAGACUCCCCUUUUUAGCCACAUGUGCACAGUGGGGCUGUAGUUUCCCACAUGUGCAUCCACGUGGUCAAGAAAAGGCAUGCUUUUCUCUUGCACUUCAGAGGGCAUACCUAGUCUACCCACGCGUCGUGUCUAUAUGUUGUAUUAGCCUAUUUUCAUAACACUGGAAAUGGCUUUUAGUUGAAGACUGAACAGAAGUAGCAUUCUUACCAUGAAGCAGAAUUCGGUGUUGUAUACAUUUGUACUUGAAAACUUUGGAUAACAAAGCAACACUUAACAUUUCCUUUAUUUUCAAAACAAAAAAAAAGGCAGCAUGGUUUGGGUUUAAUCUGUAAACAUUUCAUUUUGCACAAGCUCUUCCAAUUAAGUUUCAGAUCUUGCUACGUGAAAAUUCCUGUUCUUUUUGUGGUGGGGGAUGCCGGACAGGCUAUAUGCUGGUUGCAUUUUCCAUAA
Molecule: messenger RNA, 1723 nt
Organism: Gekko japonicus
Lineage: Eukaryota; Metazoa; Chordata; Lepidosauria; Squamata; Gekkonidae
Product: chromosome unknown open reading frame, human C17orf75
Exons: 10
Coding region: 16-1197 (393 amino acids)
Cellular component (GO): trans-Golgi network
Source: RefSeq, a predicted model, not a curated record